Rotaria sp. Silwood1 is the source of this 1521-nucleotide messenger RNA. The record is from the annotation of a GenBank genome assembly. NCBI's taxonomy places the organism in Eukaryota, Metazoa, Rotifera, Eurotatoria, Philodinida, Philodinidae.
AUGUCACUUGCUGAUGAACUUCUUGCCGAUCUUGAAGAUAUGGAUGGAGGCCAAGGCCUUGCAAAUAAUGAUCAAAAUGAUCUGAAAGAUGAUCAAUCAAUGGAAGUUGAUCAAGUAUCUGCUGCAAUUAAAUCUUUACCAAAUAAUAAUAGUGUUCAUUCUGUUGCCAAAUUAAAAGAUUCAAUAUUACUUAAAGAAACAAUGAGAAAAAUUGAUUUUUAUAUAAAACAUCAACGAAAAUCUACAACAGAAAUUCAAGGUCCUGUUGAACAUGAUCCCGAAUAUUUACUUAUUGUUGACGCUAAUAAUUUACUUGUGGAAAUUGAUAAUGAAAUUGAUAUUAUUCAUAAUUUUGUUCGAACAAUUUAUUAUAAAAGAUUUCCAGAAUUAGAACAACUUGUUCAAUUACCAAUGGAUUAUCUUAAAACUGUUCAGGAAUUAGCUAAUAAUGUUGAUCGAGCAAAAAUGAAUGAAAAUUUACAAAAAUUUUUGACACCAGCAACAAUUAUGAUUGUCAGUGUAUCAGCUUCAACAACACAAGGAAAAAAUCUAACAAAUGAAGAAUUAGAACGUGUUAUGGAAGCAUGUCAAAUGGCGAUGAAUUUAAGUGACAAUAAACAAACAAUAUUAUCAUAUGUUGAAUCUCGAAUGACAUUUAUCGCACCAAAUUUAUCAAUUAUUGUUGGUGCAUCAACAGCAGCUAAAUUAAUGGGUAUGGCUGGAGGUUUAACUAAUUUAACAAAAAUGCCUUCAUGUAAUAUUUUAUUACUGGGGGCACAUAAAAGACUUCUUGGAGGUUUUUCAUCAACAGCAGCUAUGCCUCAUGCUGGCGCCAUUUUUUAUUCGAAAAUUGUUCAAGAUUGUCCACCGGAUCUUCGAGUUCGAGUAGCACGUUUGGUUGCAUGUAAAAUAACAUUAGCUGCACGUAUUGAUAGUUUUCAUGAAAGUCCAAAUGGUGAACAAGGAAAAUUUUUAUUAAGUGAAAUCGAACGACGUUUAGAAAAAUUACAAGAACCACCACCGGUUAAAGCAGUUAAACCAUUACCACCACCAAUUGAUCCUGGAAGAAAAAAACGUGGUGGAAGAAGACAUAGAAAAAUGAAAGAACGUCUUGGAAUGACUCAAUUACGUGCUGAAGCUAAUCAAACGAAAUUUGGAGAGAUUGAAGAAGAUGCAUAUCAAGAUGCAAUUGGUUUUUCAACAGGUAUGAUUGGAAAAUCAGGUUCUGGAAAAGUUCGAGCAGCACAAGUUGAUUCAAAAACAAAAGCGAGAAUUUCUCAAAAACUUCAAAAAACUUUACAACGUCAAAAUAAUCCAUAUGGUGGAACAACAACAGUACAUAAUAGAAAACAAAUUAGUGGAACAGCAUCUAGUGUUGCUUUUACUCCACUUCAAGGCCUUGAAAUUGUUAAUCCAAAUGCAGCUGAAAAAGAUAAAACUGGAAUUGAAAGUCAAAAAUAUUUCUCAAAUACAUUUGGUUUUACUAAAAUUAGUCCAUCAGUUAUUCCAAAAACAACUUGA